AUGGCGGCACAUACUCUCUCUAGAUCAUUCACACGGUCGAUCUUACUAUCACGGCCCGCCAGUCGGGUUCUGACGCCUGCCCUGGGCGGCUGUGGGCCCGCUUGUAUCUCGCGCGUGCAUACCCAAGCGGCGAAAAUCCCGGUCCUCACCUCGUCGACCUCACGCCAUAGACCAACUCUGGAUCCGCGACAUCAGCCCACCAGGCGCGGGACGCAGAUAAAUGGGGCCACGGGGAGCCGGUCGAUUUUUAUUCAGACGGAAACUACCCCGAAUGCUGAUGCCCUAAAAUUUAACCCUAACCACCCUGUCCUCCCCGAAAACUUCCCAACCAGCUUCGUAGAAUACCUCUCGCCACGCUCGACCCUGACACCCCCAUACCCCUCUCCGCUAGCCGCAAAGCUCCUCAACGUCGACGGCGUAUCGGCCGUCUUCUACGGUCCUGAUUUCAUCACCAUCACCAAAGCCGGCGAUGCAAACUGGGCACAUAUCAAACCCGAGGUCUUCAGCCUGAUCACCGAGGCGGUAACCACGGGCGAGCCGAUUAUCAAUGUCGCAGAGGCUGGGGCUGGAGGCCCGCCGCCCGAAGAAGACUCGCUGAGCUAUAAUGAGGAUGAUGAUGAGGUUGUUAGCAUGAUUAAGGAGCUGCUGGAGACGAGGAUCCGCCCUGCGAUCCAGGAGGACGGAGGCGAUAUCGAGUUCCGGGGCUUUGAGGAUGGGAUUGUUUCUUUGAAGCUGCGGGGUGCGUGUCGGACGUGCGAUUCGAGUACGGUGACUCUGAAGAAUGGGAUUGAGUCUAUGUUGAUGCAUUAUAUCGAGGAAGUAAAAGAGGUCAACCACGUCCUGGAUCAGGAGGAAGAGGUUGGCUUGCACGAAUUUGCAAAAUUCGAGGAGAAAUUACGGCAGCAGAAAGGUCCCCAGGCGACGGCUGCAUCGAGCAGCCUGGACGUGGCUGAGUAG
This is a messenger RNA of Blastomyces dermatitidis ER-3, 957 nucleotides long. RefSeq names its product Fe/S biogenesis protein NfuA. Gene Ontology annotation, cellular component: mitochondrion. NCBI's taxonomy places the organism in Eukaryota, Fungi, Ascomycota, Eurotiomycetes, Onygenales, Ajellomycetaceae. Gene Ontology annotation, molecular function: iron-sulfur cluster binding; iron ion binding. Gene Ontology annotation, biological process: iron-sulfur cluster assembly. The record is from RefSeq and is a predicted model, not a curated record. The transcript has 3 exons. The coding region runs from base 1 to 957 and encodes 318 amino acids.